Messenger RNA from Tetrapisispora phaffii CBS 4417, 531 nucleotides. RefSeq names its product TRAPP subunit TRS20 (gene TRS20). The transcript has a single exon. Bases 1 to 531 code for a protein of 176 amino acids. Lineage: Eukaryota; Fungi; Ascomycota; Saccharomycetes; Saccharomycetales; Saccharomycetaceae. Gene Ontology annotation, biological process: endoplasmic reticulum to Golgi vesicle-mediated transport. Gene Ontology annotation, cellular component: nucleus; cytoplasm; TRAPP complex. The record is from RefSeq and is a predicted model, not a curated record.
AUGUCCCAAUAUUUUGCUAUUAUAGGGAAGGACGAUAAUCCUGUGUAUGAAGCAGAAUUUUCCGGUAAAUUAGGUCCACAAGGUCAAAUACAAGGGUUUCCUCAGGAUUUGAAGGAAUUGAAUCCAUUUAUAUUACAUGCAUCAUUAGAUAUAAUAGAAGAUUUACAAUGGCAGCCGAAUUUGUCAUUACAAGGUGGAGCUGCCGGCUCCGGUGGAUCUGGAGGAUUUUUGAGGUCAAGAAAUAAUACAAAUGCAAGCAAUUGCUACCUUGGUAAAGUUGAUCAUUUUUAUGGUAUUAUAAUUACUGCAUAUUUGACUUACAGUGGCAUGAAAUUUGUGAUGCUCCAUGGGAAUUCAGUAUCGACAACUGUUCAAAUAGAUGAUAAUAACGUCAAGUCGUUUUACCAAGACGUUCAUGAAUUAUAUACAAAGACAAUUUUAAAUCCAUUUUACAAUGUUGGCGAUCCUAUUAGUAGUGCUUCCUUUGAUUCUAGAGUACGAGCAUUGGCUAGAAAAUACUUAGGAAAAUAA